UCUCUUGCUCUUUGUUGUUUCUGCACACCAAAUACAUAACACCACCGGCUGCGAUGUUUCGAACGGGAGCUGGGUUUAUGACGACUCAUAUCCUCUCUAUAACGCAUCCAGCUGCCCCUUCAUAUUGAAAGCCUUUGAUUGUGUAGGCAAUGGCCGCCCGGACAAAGACUAUCUCAAAUACAGAUGGAUACCCUCUGAGUGCAACUUACCGACUUUCAACGGCACUGAUCUUCUUAUGAGGUUCAAAGGGAAGAGCAUCAUGUUCGUCGGAGACUCGCUGAGUUCGAAUCAAUGGCAGUCACUAGCUUGCAUGGUGUACACAUCGACUAGUCCACUGCCCAAGUACACUUUGUUCAGGCAAGGCGAGCUCUCCACGUUCGUGUUCCCGGAGUACAAUUUCCGGCUCUUGUUCUCCCGGAAUCCGCUUAUUGUGGACAUUGUUAACACCAAAGCAGGUCGAGUCCUCAAACUCGACUCCAUAUCGCUCGAAAGCCAGCAGCUGUGGAAGGGAACCGAUGUAGUGAUAUUCGACACGUGGCAUUGGUGGCUUCACGUCGGGAGGAAGCAGCCGUGGGAUGUAAUUCAGGUGGGGAACCAGACCUACGAGGACAUGGAUCGGCUGGUGGGGUAUGAAAAGGCCUUGAACACUUGGGCGACGUGGGUGGACUCGAACGUGAACCCUGCAAAAACCAAGGUCUUUUUCCAAGGUGUGUCCCCCGAUCACCAAAACGCAUCAGACUGGACGCUGAACCCUAAUUCCGAAGCGAUGAACUGCACUGCAGAAUCCGAACCACUACUCCAAGCAGGUUCAGAAUACCCUAGGGCACAUCCGGCGGAGCAAGUAGCGGAGAAAGUACUAGGUAGCAUGUCGAAGCCGGCGAGGUUGCUGAAUGUGACGAGGCUUUCAGAGCUGAGAAAGGAUGGACAUCCCUCUGUGUAUGGCCUUGGUGGGAGGAGAGGCUUGGACUGCACGCAUUGGUGCUUAUCUGGAGUUCCUGAUACUUGGAAUGUGCUUCUCUAUGCUGCUCUUACUGAGAGUUAUACGGAUUAA
Molecule: messenger RNA, 1051 nt
Organism: Fragaria vesca subsp. vesca
Lineage: Eukaryota; Viridiplantae; Streptophyta; Magnoliopsida; Rosales; Rosaceae
Exons: 1
Coding region: 236-1051 (271 amino acids)
Cellular component (GO): Golgi apparatus
Molecular function (GO): O-acetyltransferase activity
Source: RefSeq, a predicted model, not a curated record